Messenger RNA from Drosophila teissieri, 5062 nucleotides. It is a transcript of the gene sgg, whose product is annotated as protein kinase shaggy. Lineage: Eukaryota; Metazoa; Arthropoda; Insecta; Diptera; Drosophilidae. Gene Ontology annotation, cellular component: nucleus; axon; cytosol. Gene Ontology annotation, biological process: signal transduction; protein phosphorylation; negative regulation of canonical Wnt signaling pathway. The coding region runs from base 538 to 3828 and encodes 1096 amino acids. The record is from RefSeq and is a predicted model, not a curated record. The transcript is spliced from 9 exons. Gene Ontology annotation, molecular function: ATP binding; protein serine/threonine kinase activity.
CACGCUAAGAAAAACGGACCAGAACAGAACAGAACGGAACAGACCACACAAAUAAAUAACCCAAAUAGACAGUAAAAUAUUGAAAAUCACAAAGAUCUCCCAUUUCUGUUUUUUUUUUUGGUUUUUGUUCUUGUUUUUCGUGUGAGUGUGUUUAAAUUUGAAUACUUUUUGUUUGGCUUUUCUCUAUAUUCCUGACGGUUUUAACAAACCGCACUGCUGGUCUAAAUUUAGCCAGAAAGUCAAAAUAGAACAAAUUGGUGUUUGAAAAUGCAGCAAAAACAGCAAAAGUUCGUGUAACGAAAUCGAAAACAACCACUAAUUUGUUUACCCGAUUUGAAUAUAAUAUUAGGCAAUGUGACUGUGAAGCGCCAACACAAAGAAAAACCAAAAAUUAAAAAAACUUAAAUAAAAUCAAAAAGUGAUUGAAAGUACCAUCAUACUGAAAAACUGUGCCGCUUAAGACGCUUGAUAAGUUUUAAAGAACCGAAAGGGAAAUACUCUAACGCCUAGAGUAUUUAACAGACCAUUGAAAACCUGAUGGCAACAACAACAACCACGCAGGCAGCAGGAGCUGCACCAGCUCUCAACUUAUUGCCCGCCAGCAAUGAUAACACAAAUAACACACUGAUCAACAACAACAAUAAUAGUAAUAAUAAUAAUAACAACAGUAACAGUAAUAAUAACAACAACGUGACAAGCCAGCCGAUUAAAAUACCGCUGACCGAGCGCUUCUCAUCGCAAACAUCGACGGGCUCGGCGGACAGCGGCGUAAUUGUUUCCAGUGCAUCGCAGCAGCAACUGCAGUUGCCGCCACCGCGCAGCAGCAGUGGCUCGCUGAGCCUGCCACAGGCGCCACCUGGCGGCAAGUGGCGGCAGAAGCAGCAGCGCCAGCAGCUGCUGCUCAGCCAGGACAGCGGCAUCGAAAAUGGUGUCACCACCACCACCAGCAGCACCACCACCUCCUCCCGUCAAUCGAAAGCCAAAGCCAAAGCCAAGGACAACCAGGGCGUGGGAAAAGCCAGUCACAAUGCCACAAGCUCGAACGAGUGCGGCGCCCAGUCGAACAGCAGCAGCGAGAGCCUGGGCAGCAACUGCUCCGAGGCGCAGGAUCAGCAGCGAGUAAGGGCCUCCUCCGCCCUGGAGCUCAGCAGCAGCGGCGGCGUGGACACGCCCGUCAUCGGCGGUGUCAUGGGCGGUGUGGGCAGUGUGGGCAACAGCAUCUUGCGCAGCCGCAUUAAGUACAAGAGUACGAACAGCACCGGAACCCAGGGAUUCGAUGUGGAGGACCGCAUCGAUGAGGUGGAUAUCUGUGAUGACGACGUCGACUGCGAUGAUCGCGGAUCGGAGAUCGAGGAGGAGGACGAGGACGACGGCGUCAAUGUGGACGACGAUGUCGAGGAGGCCGACAACCAGUCGGACAAUCAGUCGGGUAUUAUAAUCAACCUCAAGAGCAAAACCGAACAAGAGGAGGCGGCGGCCCACGACGACGAGGUGGAUGCCAAGCCGAAGAACCGACUUCUGCCGCCGGAUCAGGCGGAACUCACAGUGGCGGCGGCCAUGGCCCGUCGCCGGGAUGCCAAGAGCCUGGCCACCGAUGGCCACAUCUAUUUCCCGCUGCUCAAGAUCAGCGAGGAUCCGCACAUUGAUGCGAAGCUGAUCAAUCGCAAGGAUGGCCUCCAGGACACCAUGUAUUAUUUGGACGAGUUCGGCAGUCCCAAGUUGCGGGAGAAGUUCGCCCGCAAGCAGAAGCAACUGCUCGCCAAGCAGCAGAAGCAGAUGAUGAAGCGGGAGCGAAGGAGCGAGGAGCAGCGCAAGAAGCGAAACACCACCGUGGCGUCCAACUUGGCGGCCAGCGGAGCGGUGGUGGACGACACCAAAGAUGAUUACAAACAACAACAACAACCACACUGUGAUACUAGCUCUAGGAGCAAACAUAACUCGGUACCCAAUCCCCCCAGCCACCUCCAUCCGAAUCACAACCAUCACAGCCAUCUCGUUGUGCCUGUGGAUGAGGACGUGGACGUGGAUGUGGAUGUGCACGUGGCUGCCGCCAGCGACGUGGACAGCGGUGCCGUCAAGAUGCGCCGCCACAGCCACGACAACCACUACGACCGAAUCCCCCGGAGCAAUGCCACCACCAUCACCACCCGCCCUGCAAUCGAUCACCAGUCGCAGAACAUCGAGGACGUCGAGCAAGGAGCCGAGCCCCAUAUCGAUGGCGAAGCGGAUCAGGAUCCGGAGCUGGACGCGGAUGCGGAUGCGGACAGCGAUGGGAGCGGCGAGAACGUUAAGACUGCCAAAUUGGCCAGAACACAGUCCUGCGUCAGUUGGACCAAAGUGGUGCAAAAGUUCAAGAAUAUACUAGGUCGCGAUGGUUCUAAAAUCACAACAGUUGUUGCAACACCCGGCCAAGGCACCGAUCGCGUACAAGAGGUCUCCUAUACAGACACAAAGGUCAUCGGCAAUGGCAGCUUCGGCGUCGUGUUCCAGGCAAAGCUUUGCGACACCGGCGAACUGGUGGCAAUCAAAAAAGUUUUACAAGACAGACGAUUUAAGAAUCGCGAAUUGCAAAUUAUGCGCAAAUUGGAGCAUUGUAAUAUUGUGAAGCUUUUGUACUUUUUCUAUUCGAGUGGUGAAAAGCGUGAUGAAGUAUUUUUGAAUUUAGUCCUCGAAUAUAUACCAGAAACCGUAUACAAAGUGGCUCGCCAAUAUGCCAAAACCAAGCAAACGAUACCAAUCAACUUUAUUCGGCUCUACAUGUAUCAACUGUUCAGAAGUUUGGCCUACAUCCACUCGCUGGGCAUUUGCCAUCGUGAUAUCAAGCCGCAGAACCUUCUGCUCGAUCCGGAGACGGCUGUGCUGAAGCUCUGUGACUUUGGCAGCGCCAAACAGCUGCUGCACGGCGAGCCGAAUGUGUCGUAUAUCUGCUCCCGGUAUUACCGCGCCCCCGAGCUCAUCUUUGGCGCCAUCAAUUAUACAACAAAGAUCGAUGUGUGGAGUGCCGGUUGCGUUUUGGCCGAGCUACUGCUGGGCCAGCCCAUCUUCCCUGGCGAUUCCGGUGUGGAUCAGCUCGUCGAGGUCAUCAAGGUCCUGGGCACACCGACAAGAGAACAGAUACGCGAGAUGAAUCCAAACUACACGGAAUUCAAGUUCCCCCAGAUUAAGAGUCAUCCAUGGCAGAAAGUUUUCCGUAUACGCACUCCUACAGAAGCUAUCAACUUGGUGUCCCUGCUGCUCGAGUACACGCCCAGUGCCCGGAUCACACCGCUCAAGGCCUGUGCACAUCCGUUCUUCGAUGAGCUGCGCAUGGAGGGCAACCACACCUUGCCCAACGGCCGCGAGAUGCCGCCGCUAUUCAACUUCACAGAGCAUGAGCUCUCCAUACAGCCCAGCCUAGUGCCGCAGUUGUUGCCCAAGCAUCUGCAGAACGCAUCCGGACCUGGCGCCAAUCGAUCCUCGGCCGGCGGAGCAGCCUCCGCUGCGGCCAGCGGCUCCACCAGCGUCUCGUCAACGGGCAGCGGUGCCUCGGCGGAAGGCUCCGCCCAGCCACAACAGUCGCAGGGCACAGCAGCCGCUGCGGGCUCCGGAUCGGGCGGAGCAACAGCAGGCACCGGCGGAGCGAGUGCCGGCGGAGUGCCCGGAUCUGGCAACAACAGCAGCAGCGGCGGAGCAUCCGGAGCGCCGACCGCCGUCGCUGCCGGCGCCAAUGCCGCCGUCGCUGGCGGUGCUGGUGGUGGUGGUGGAGCUGGCGCGGCGACCGCAGCUGCCACAGCAGCUGGCGCUAUAGGCGCGACUAACGCCGGCGGCGCCAAUGUAACAGAUUCAUAGGGGCAAUAGUAACAUACAUACACACACUAAUAUAUAUAUCCAAGCAUAUAUAUAGUAAUAAUUAUAUAUAACACCUACACCCACAACAACACCAACAACCACAACAAAAAACAAAAACAACAACAAGAACAGCAAUUAUAUAUAAUAACUAUAAACAAGAGCGGCGAAAGCAAAUCCAGCAGCAGCAGCAGCAAGCAUAGAAACCACCACAGCAACCUAUAUACACAAGAAUUAAAUUAAAUUAAUUAAUGCAAUUGAUGAAAAGAGCAGCAGCAGCAAAAGCAGCAACAGCAGCAAAUAAAUGCAGAGCUGCAAAACGAGAAAAGCGAAAGGCAGAAAAUAUAACGCAAGAAACAUUUUACUUAGGUAAAACACUAAAUUUAUUUUAAAUCUAAAAUAAACUAAUAAGCAUAAUAAUAUAAUACAUGAUAAUGGUAAAUAAACACACAAUAAUUAUAAUAGUAGAGCGAGCGCUGAUCGAUUGUCAUUUUAUCGCUGCCGCGCGUGGCGAUAUAUCUUUUAAUUAAUACUUUAAGUAUCCCCCUUCCUCCCUUACCCGCCCCUCCCCUCCCCUCGCCUCUCCACCGCCCUCCCUCCCACUCUUCGUUAUUGUAUUCUUAUUGUAAUCCCCCCUCUCCACCGCCCGUUUAUUAUUUGACGCCUGAAGAAGAACCAUGUAUAUGUAUAUUGAACAGAGUCACUGCAUAUUUUUUUUACACCACCUUGAUUUAUAGUACGUUUAACUUAUGAUAACUGAUGAUAAUCCAAUGGAGGGCGAGUUUUGUGUUGCUAGUGCUAAGAACUAGUUGCUAACUAAGAACUAACUAAGAGCUAACUGCCAGCGCAGUCGCACAUUUCGCUGCGUUGAGUUUGCGUAGGUUAACCAAGGCAUGGUCUUGCAACGUGCAACAUGCAACACACUCUCACACACACUCACACACACACGACCUUAAAGAGAGAGAGAGAGAGAAGAAAGCAGAAGAAAGCUGAGGAAGGCAGCAGAAAGCAGAAGAGGAGGCGAAGAUGAAGUUAUGUGGAGCAGAAUGAGAAUGAGAAUCAGAAUGAGAAACAAAGCAAAGCCCCGAGCAUAAUGUUAAUGUUAUGUUAAAAACCUUAAUUUAAUGGAAAUUAUUAACGCAGAACGAAAGAGAAAAGAAGAAAACCAGAAAACAAGAAAAGCAAAAAAACAAAGCAAAAUGCAAAAUGCAAAAAGCGAAACUGUUUAAACUAUACC